UCUUCAGCUUGGUUUUGGAAAACAGAAGUGUGGAAGUGUCCUGUGUAUCCUGGAUGUAUUUGACAACAGAAUUAUGAAUGGUUUAAUAUGUAUUUCAUUUAGUUUGUGAUCAGCUGGGUUGCCGUGCAAGAAAUAAGCAUUAAAUAGCGUAUGGAAACGGCAGGAGAGACUGAUUUAGGUGGAGUAAUGAGAUUAUUGUGGUUUUGUCCUGAAUUGUAAAUAAUAAUAUAUGUUACACCACGGAAAGGAUUUUUAACAUUUCUAAUGACAGGCGAGGAAACGCUGCACUGUUCUCUGAUAUCUAUAAGCUGAUCUUAAAUUCGCUUAUAAAAAUUAGUUUCUCUGUUAUAAUGUGGUGAAAUUGACUUCACAGCACUGGAAACAAGGUCAGAUGCUGAGCAAGCUAAGGCUUCCUGAGACAGUUAUAAGCUGUAGCUUUGAGAUAAGUGAGAUCGUGGAAUAGGUCUCAGAAGCCUUGUUGAAGUUUGACCAUAUACAAGAAAGAUAACUUUUCAUCCAGAAACAAUGAAGCUACAUGUCACGAUACAGAAUGGAGGGCCGAUUCAGCUGGUGAAAUGUGUUCAGUGCUGCAGUAAAUAUCACUGUCCAUUCUGUAAGCCUGAGAUCUUCAAGCCGACCGUGGAGAGCAAAGUGAGGAAGCACCUUAAAGCGCAUGAAAAAAGGGCCGUCAGAUAUAAAGAAUAUGCGAUCUUCAAGUGUGGCUUGAACUGCAAGGCGGUUUCGCAUUUCCACUGCCCCAAAUGCAGUAAAUUAGUAGAAAAAAAGAACAAAUUCCUCGAGCAUCUGGACAAAUGUGUGGGAACAGUGGCCCAUGAGGAGGAUCGAGAGAAUCUGGUCCCUGUAAAGGAGGAGCUGAAUCCAAAUCAUUUCUCUGUUAAAGAGGAUGUGGACAGUCCUAUUUCUGAGGAACAUCAGAGUCUGCUAGCUGUUCCUGUAGUGGAGCUACAUGUCACGAUACAGAAUGGAGGGCCGAUUCAGCUGGUGAAAUGUGUUCAGUGCUGCAGUAAAUAUCACUGUCCGUUCUGCAAGCCUGAGAUCUUUAAGCCGACCGUGGAGAGCAAAGUGAGGAAGCACAUUAAAGCGCAUGAGAAGAGAGCCGUCAAAUAUAAAGGAUAUAUAAUCUUUAAGUGUGGACUGAACUGCAGACCUGUUUCACAUUUUCACUGCCCAAGCUGUAGCAAAUUAUUGGAGAAGAGGAACAGAUUUGUGGAUCAUCUGAGUAAAUGCAUGGGCACAAUGGCAGCUGAGGCUGGAGAAGAACAUCUUCCAGUAAAGCUGGAGGCUGACAGCCAUGAGGUACCUGAAGAAGACGUGGAAAACCAUCAAGCCAAUGACCAAGAUUACUCCCUGGAUUUUGGACCAAGUCCAGAACUACCAGUGCAGUCUGAGGUUGUUUCAUCUCCUCAGUCUAAUCACAAACCUGCGUUCUCCAGUCUACACGAUUCCAUAUCACCUUGGGCUUUUGGUGAUAUGAGAAUGAAAAGACAAGGAAGAUCUCCAAAGAUCCAUUUUACAAAGAAAACACACGGACUGCACUGUCGACACGUCCCGGGGUGGAGGAGAAGUCAUUGCGUGAAGCUGUCAAGAGCCUUCAGACUUAUCAGGAAACCAGCAUUUUAAAAGCAGUGAGGUAAUGGUGAACACCCAGUGUUUGCUGGAGCUUUUCCAGUUCUGCUGGUUUUGUCAGAAAGAGUGCUGCAUCACCAUCGAUGGCAACGAGAAGCUGUUUUCAGUCAUGCAGGACUGCCAGAGUUGUGGCUACCACAGAGAAUGGAGGAGUCGCCCACCUUUAACAGAACCUCCACACUCCUUCAAUAAGGAGGAAAAGCAUGCACAUGAGGAUGAGGAUGGUGAGAAGGUCGUGGCUCAGAUUGUGUCCUCAGAUGCCGAGUGCAGUGAGAAGGUGUUUAUUGAAAAGGAUGGGUCAUAUUUAUCUACUGAUGAUGCUGAAACACAUUUACAGAAAAAGGCAGAAAAAAGGAAAAGGAAAAGGAAGUCUGAAAGUAAAAGCAGUUCAGACAAUUGGGAGUCAUGUUUAGAUGAAUGGGCCACAGACUCUGAUGUUUCCAUGGAUAAAGGUCUGUUCACAGUGUUAAAGGAGGAUGGUCCCGUGAAGUGGUGUACACAGUGUAGGGCCGUGGCCUCGCUCUCAUGUUCUGUCCAUCAGCACAAAAAAUUGUUCUGCUGCGCUCAGUGUGGUACAGGUGACGGCGUUCGGACGCAUUGUAUUGAAACACUUCCUGUUCGGUUUGAGGACGUAGCCAGUUUUCAGAAUCAUGCUGAACAGGAGCACGGAUCCAAACCAUUUUAUAAACUGUGUCAGGAUUGUGGCAAGGUUGUCCUAGCGAAUCCUGAAUCCAGAGGUUUAAAAGAGCAUAAAUGCGAACCCAAGUCCGAAUUUAUCGUCUGUCCGGAGUGCGGGAAGAGAUUCUCACCGAAAUGGGCUUAAAAUCGCACUACACUCGGCUCCAUUCGUACGGUAACCAGGUCUGCGAAACUCCAACAUGAGAGUCCUGAUUGUCCACAGACGUUUGGUAGCACUCACCAACACAAUAACCACGCCAUAGCCCACUGAGGUCCUCAGAAAUGUGUGUAAUGUGUGUGAAAGGCUUUCAGAACAUCUAAAUGUUAAAAAGACAGCGGUCCUUCAACCGAAAGGAAAACACAAGAACUCUGGUUUGACUCUGAUGAAUCUACACUGUAGUUAAUACAGGGGUAUUAACACAGCACUGCGGUUGCCCUGAGGGCAAUGGACAUGGCUUGAUGAUAGACAUAUGGCUGAUCUGAGAACAGUAGCUCCAUUGACCUUCAUUGGCAAUACAUUUCACCCUGUUCCCUAUGGUUUUGAUACAUUAUUACCAACAGUUACAAUGUAAGGUGUCGUUCCUCAAGCUGUUUUGAACAUUAUACCUCUGUAAUGUUUGAUUUUAUUCCAGCAUUUCUGGAUUGUACCAAUUUUCCAGUCGUUCGCUCUGAGGCUCCCAGGGCUUCUUCCUGAGUGUAUGAUUAAUAUCUGUUAAAAUGUAGCCAAAUGGCCAUGUCCAUGUCAUAUUUAUGUCCAGGUUCACAGCUAAAGACCAGUCUGGACAUUUUAUUCUCAGGGUUCCUAUGCAUUCUGGAAAAGUAUGAAUAUGGAAUUUGAUUUGACUGGUUUCAGGUCUGGAUUAGCAUUUUGAAAAGUAUUUAAAUUAGUUCCAUUGAUAUGGAAAAGUAUUUCGGUUCGGUUUCUAAAAUGUAAAAUUGAUUAAAAAAUAUUUGUUAUAAAACAAAGGCUACACUAAACUGGAUACAUUUAAAAACGGUGUUUUCGUCGGAAAAACGCUCACCGUCCACAAUUUCGUUUUCAGUCGUUGCUCAUCCACACCAAAACGUCUAUACUUGACUGAAAACUUGACUGAAAACGCCAUCUCGGUGCGGACAGAAGGCCAAAAUGGACAGAAAAUAUAAACAUUUUCAAAUGUAAACAUAUUAAUGGGGACAUGGCCGAACAGUUGUUUUUUUUAUUUAUCUAUUUAUUUAUUUUUUGUUAAUGGACUUUAGUUCUCUUUAUUAGUUUCUUGAUGAAUUGCACAUGAACAAUCUUUCCACUGCUGUAGGAUUGAAGGUUUACAGUUUCAAAAUUCUAUUUAUAAAUGAUCAACUUUGCACUGUUUUAGAAUUGCAGUUUUAAUCAAAUGAACUUGGUUUUGUUUUAUUAUUUGUAUGAGCUACAAUAGCUGCAACCUUCCAGCAAUUAUUUGGUAAUAUAAUAAAGAUUGUAACAUAAUUCAUUAUUUCGGAUGUUGAAUUUAAUCUUAAAAAUGUUUGGGGAACUCUGCAUAUGUCUGGAAAUGUAUGGAGUCCCCUGUUACAUCACUCUAGUUUAUAAUUGCUCAGAAAUACAGUUGUGGGUAUUAUUAUUAUGAUGAUUAUUAUGAUUAUUAUGAUUAUAUUUUUCUUCUCAAAAUCCUUAUGGCUCAGUUGUUAAUUUUGUCCGUGGUAUUUUAUACCAAAUUUAUCCUGUUGCAUUAUUUAAAAAAUACAAACAAGCUAUUAGCCUCAUUUAAGCACGGUG
Messenger RNA from Silurus meridionalis, 4075 nucleotides. RefSeq lists its product as uncharacterized. Gene Ontology annotation, biological process: DNA repair. The transcript has 12 exons. The record is from RefSeq and is a predicted model, not a curated record. Lineage: Eukaryota; Metazoa; Chordata; Actinopteri; Siluriformes; Siluridae. Bases 526 to 1641 code for a protein of 371 amino acids. Gene Ontology annotation, molecular function: DNA binding.